Messenger RNA from Mollisia scopiformis, 1563 nucleotides. RefSeq names its product COP9 signalosome-like protein complex subunit 2. Gene Ontology annotation, biological process: protein deneddylation. The coding region runs from base 1 to 1563 and encodes 520 amino acids. The transcript has 3 exons. Lineage: Eukaryota; Fungi; Ascomycota; Leotiomycetes; Helotiales; Mollisiaceae. The record is from RefSeq and is a predicted model, not a curated record. Gene Ontology annotation, cellular component: COP9 signalosome.
AUGUCUGACGAUGACUUCAUGCAAGAUUCGGAUGAGGGCUACAGGUAUGACUUUGAGUAUGAGGAAGACGAUGAUGAUCAAGAGAAUGGUGAUGUCGAUAUCGAAAACAAGUACUACAAUGCCAAGCAGAUGAAGGUCAACGAUCCAGAAGGCGCAAUCGAAGAAUUUCUAGGAGUACCUGCGCUUGAGAAGGAGAAGGGCGACUGGGGGUUCAAAGGUCUGAAGCAGGCGAUCAAAUUGGAGUUUAAGCUUGGUCUCUAUGAAAAGGCUGUCGAACACUAUUCAGAACUCCUCACAUAUGUCAAGAGCGCAGUCACCCGGAACUACUCAGAAAAGUCUAUCAACAACAUCUUAGAUUACAUCGAGAAGGGAUCUGAAGAUGCUGCAGCUGGGAAGUGCAUGGAGGAGUUCUAUUCCAAGACCCUGGAGUCCUUCCAAAGCACAAACAACGAGAGACUCUGGUUGAAGACCAACAUCAAGCUCCUGAAGCUCUAUCUCGAUCGAAAGGACUACAUUGUCGUUACGAAGAAGCUGCGAGAGCUUCAUAGGGCAUGCGAACGGGAGGAUGGCUCUGACGAUCCAAGCAAAGGCACAUACUCUCUGGAGAUCUACGCCCUGGAGAUUCAAAUGUAUGCCGAGACGAAGAACAACAAGCAGUUGAAGCGAUUGUACCAGCGAGCUCUGAGAGUCAAGUCAGCAGUACCUCAUCCUAAGAUCAUGGGCAUCAUCAGAGAAUGUGGUGGCAAGAUGCACAUGAGCGAGGAGAACUGGAAGGACGCACAGAGUGACUUCUUCGAAUCGUUCCGCAACUACGACGAAGCUGGUUCCUUGCAGCGAAUCCAAGUUCUAAAGUACUUAGUCCUUACGACCAUGCUGAUGAAAUCGGACAUCAAUCCCUUCGAAUCACAGGAGACCAAGCCCUACAAGAACGACCCUCGAAUCGCAGCCAUGACCAACCUCGUAGAUGCUUACCAACGAGACGACAUUCACCAGUACGAGUCAGUUCUCAACGACAACAAGGACCUGAUGUCCGACCCAUUCAUCGCCGAGAACAUCGACGAAGUAACCCGCAACAUGCGCACCAAAGCCGUCCUCAAGCUCAUCGCACCCUACACCCGCUUCAACCUCGCCUUCAUCGGCAAGGCGCUCAAGAUCCCCGUCUCGGAAGUACAAGACAUCCUCGGCUUCCUGAUCGUCGACAAGAAAGUACACGGCAAGAUCAACCAGCGCGACGGCACGGUCGAGAUCGAGGACUCCAGCGACGCGGACCGCCUGCGCGCCAUGACCGAGUGGACGGCUGCCCUCGACUCCCUGUCCCGCACCGUGUUCGCCGACGGCGAGGGCUUCAAGAUGCCUGAUGUGCAGCAGAUUGGCAUGGACGACCUGGCGAGCCUGGGGUUCGGCGCCGGUGGUGGAAACGCGAAGCCUUCUGCUGCUACAUGGGGGAACCCGAGUCUGGGGGGAGGAUUAGGAGCGUCGAACCAUAGGAAGAAGUUAGGCAAAAAGGGAGGAGGAAGUAGCAGCGGUGGACAAUCGGCUACGGUGAAUGCAUUGCUGCAUUGA